Messenger RNA from Ostertagia ostertagi, 1530 nucleotides. NCBI's taxonomy places the organism in Eukaryota, Metazoa, Nematoda, Chromadorea, Rhabditida, Trichostrongylidae. The record is from the annotation of a GenBank genome assembly.
AUGGUUAGGGAAGACAGAACAACCUGGAAGGCUAACUAUUUCCUGAAGCUCGUGGAGUUGUUUGAUGAGUACCCGAAGUGCUUCCUCGUAGGUGUCGACAAUGUGGGUUCGAAGCAGAUGCAGGAGAUUCGUCAAGCAAUGAGAGGUCAUGCCGUGAUCCUCAUGGGAAAGAACACGAUGAUCCGCAAAGCCAUUCGCGGUCACUUGUCCAAGAACCCAGCUCUUGAGAAGCUUCUCCCUUACAUCGUUCAAAAUGUCGGGUUCGUCUUCACGAAGGAAGAUCUUGGAGAGAUUCGUGCUAAAUUGUUGGAAAACAGAAGGGGUGCUCCCGCCAAGGCUGGCGCCAUUGCUCCCUGUGAUGUCAAGCUGCCGCCUCAGAACACCGGUAUGGGUCCCGAGAAGACCUCGUUCUUCCAGGCCCUUCAGAUUCCAACGAAGAUCGCAAGAGGAACCAUUGAAAUUUUGAAUGAGGUGCAUCUCAUCAAGGAGGGUGAGAAAGUGGGAGCUUCCGAGGCUGCUCUUCUCAAUAUGCUUGGAGUGACACCGUUCUCAUACGGUCUUGUCGUUCUCCAAGUGUAUGACAAUGGAACUAUCUACACACCAGAGGUGCUUGACAUGACCACCGACGAGCUUCGCAAGCGCUUCUUGGCCGGAGUGCGCAACGUGGCCGCCGUUUCGCUCGCCAUCAAGUACCCAACGAUGGUCUCCGUUGCUCACUCGUUGGCCAGAGGAUUGCAGAACAUGCUUGGAAUCGCUGCCGUCACCGACGUCGACUUCAAGGAGGCCGCUCAGCUCAAGGAAUAUCUUGCUGAUCCGAGCAAGUUCGCAGCUGCAGCUGCUCCAGCCGCCGCAGCUGCCCCAGUCGAAGCAGCAGUUGAGAAGAAGAAAGAGGAGGUCAAGGAAGAGUCCGAGGACGAAGACCUUGUGAAGCAAGUUGAGUGCAUCAUAUUGAGUGAGUCUUUAGCUUGGGCAACUCCUGCGAUCAUGCUGAUCUUCAAGGACGUCUUCACUGAUGAUGAAUUGUCAUCGGACUCAUUCCCAAUGAAGCUCGUCGAUGAUCUCGUGUACGAGUUCAAGGGAAGGCACGUAAUUCGCAAGGAGGGAGAGAUAUGUUUGCCAGGAGCCAACCCUUCAGCCGAGGGUGAGGAUGGCGACGAAGGAUCUGAUGAGGUUGUGGAGCGAGGAAUCGACAUCGUUCUCAACCACAAGCUUGUGGAAAUGAACUGCUACGAAGACCAAGCGACGUUCAAAUCGUACGUCAAGUCUUUCAUGAAGAAGGUUGUUGAUUAUAUGGAGAAAGAAGGAAAGUCGAAGGACGAGAUCGAUACGUUCAAGAAGAAGAUCCAAGCUUGGGUUGUAUCCCUCCUUGACAAGAAACGUUGGAAAUCCCUGCAGUUCUUCAUUGGAGAGAGAAUGGCUGAAGGUGCUGGAGAUGGGCAAGUAGCCAUCAUUGAAUACCGUGACGUUGAUGGUGAAGAGGUACCAACCUUGAUGCUCAUCAAGGAGGCCAUCAUCUCUGAAAAGAUUUAA